AUGUUACUCGCCUCAGCCGCACGAACAGUGUCCGCCGCCCCAGGAUUGGGCCGUCGCGCUGCCUCUGCCAUCGCCCCCAAAUACUCCAAGGCUGUCUUCGGUGCUGCCCUCGCCAAAUCCCCUGCAACCCUCACCAAAGUCCACGCCGACCUCGCUGCCUUCUCCGCCGCCCUCAAGAAGGAUGCUGAAGUUGCCAACUUUGUGAACAACCCCACAUUGUCUUCGCAGGAACGCGCCAAGGGCCUCCAGGCUGUCUUCUCCAAACUCGAGGGCGCUGGCGCGAAGAAGGAUGCCUUCUCCGAUAUUUCUAAGAAUCUGCUCACUGUGUUGUCGGAGAAUGGAAGGCUGGUUGAGACCGAGAGUGUCAUUGAGGGAUUCAACGAGCUCUUUGCUGAGUACAAGGGCGAGCUGACCGUCACCGUCACGUCUGCCACUCCUUUGCCAAAGGAUGUCCUCAACCGUCUCGAGACGUCUUUGAAGCAGUCGCAAACCGCCCAGGCUGCCAAGGUUCUCAAGAUCACCAACAAGGUCAACCCUAGUAUUCUUGGAGGACUGAUUGUUGACUUCGGUGACAAGACCGUUGACUUGAGCGUUCAAUCCCGUGUCACCAAGCUCAACAAUGUCCUGACACAAGGAAGUCUUGCUCCCGAAAGAGCUUGCGAUGACAAUUUAGAAAUUGUUCGCUGGGAUUCAUGGCAAACGGUUGCAGACGAAAUAUCUUGGUAUGUAUCUUCUCUAAACUUCCCGCCUGAGCACUUCGCUUCGCAUUCGUUCCAAACCCAACCCGAGCCUUCAUUCCAGUGGGUCGAAACCCCGCGGAAUACAUAUUACUCUGGGCUAUCUGGCGCCAACCCUGCAACUCGUUAUUGCACGGCUUUUACACAAAUCCACCGGUCUCAUGAGCUCGCGAAGCGCACAUAA
Molecule: messenger RNA, 921 nt
Organism: Psilocybe cubensis
Lineage: Eukaryota; Fungi; Basidiomycota; Agaricomycetes; Agaricales; Agrocybaceae
Exons: 3
Coding region: 1-921 (306 amino acids)
Biological process (GO): proton motive force-driven mitochondrial ATP synthesis
Molecular function (GO): proton-transporting ATP synthase activity, rotational mechanism
Source: RefSeq, a predicted model, not a curated record